Molecule: messenger RNA, 3582 nt
Organism: Betta splendens (Siamese fighting fish)
Lineage: Eukaryota; Metazoa; Chordata; Actinopteri; Anabantiformes; Osphronemidae
Gene: pias1b
Product: protein inhibitor of activated STAT, 1b
Exons: 14
Coding region: 21-2012 (663 amino acids)
Biological process (GO): protein sumoylation; regulation of transcription by RNA polymerase II
Molecular function (GO): transcription coregulator activity; SUMO ligase activity; zinc ion binding
Source: RefSeq, a predicted model, not a curated record
CUGGAGGAUGGCGGAUACGCAUGCGCACACAAUGUAACAAGAUGGCGGAGAGUGCGGAACUCAAGCAAAUGGUAAUGAGCCUUCGAGUUUCGGAGCUCCAGGUGUUGUUGGGGUAUGCAGGGCGGAAUAAGCAUGGUCGCAAACACGAACUUUUGACCAAAGCUCUCCACCUACUCAAGGCUGGUUGCAGUCCUGCAGUGCAGAUGAAGAUCAAAGAACUCUACAGACGUCGCUUUCCAACCAAAAUGGUUUCACCAGUAGACCUAGCUCUGCCCGGUGUUCAUUCAGCCUCCAGCCUGCCCGCUGGCCUCGCCCAGCUGGGAUUUGACAGCCACAGUUCUCCAUCACCUCUGCUGCCUGUGUCCUUACUUGGGCCUAAACAUGAAUUGAGUCUGCCCCACCUUCCUACUGCCCUCCAUCCUGUACACCCUGAUGUCAAGCUGCAGAGAUUGCCAUUCUAUGAUGUGCUGGAUGAGCUCAUUAAGCCAACUAGCCUAGCCUCAGACAACAGUCAACGGUUCCAGGAAGCAUGUUAUGCCUUUGCUUUAACACCACAGCAAGUUCAACAGAUAAGCAGUUCCAUGGACAUAUCUGGGACCAAAUGUGACUUUGCUGUUCAAGUCCAAUUAAGAUUUUGUUUAUCAGAGACAAGUUGUCCUCAGGAGGAUCAUUUCCCUCCUAAUCUGUGUGUGAAGGUGAAUGGAAAACCCUGUAAUCUCCCGGGAUAUCUGCCUCCCACCAAAAAUGGAGUUGAGCCAAAGCGGCCCAGUCGCCCCAUUAAUAUAACCUCUCUUGUCCGACUUUCUACCACAAUUCCGAAUACAAUUGUGGUGUCGUGGACUUCAGAAAUUGGGAGGAGUUUUUCUAUGGCUGUUUAUUUGGUAAGACAGCAGUCAUCUGCAGUUUUAUUACAAAGACUACGGGCCAAAGGAAUUAGAAACCCGGACCACUCAAGAGCUCUGAUCAAAGAAAAACUGACGGCUGAUCCAGAGAGUGAGAUCGCCACCACAAGUCUACGAGUCUCUCUCCUAUGUCCUCUGGGGAAGAUGAGGCUCACAAUUCCAUGCAGAUCGAUGACAUGCUCGCACCUUCAGUGCUUUGAUGCUACACUUUAUAUCCAAAUGAAUGAGAAGAAACCAACCUGGGUAUGUCCAGUCUGUGACAAGAAAGCCCCAUAUGAACAUCUCAUUAUAGACGGACUGUUCAUGGAAAUUCUCAAUAGCUGCUCUGACUGUGAUGAAAUCCAAUUCAAAGAGGAUGGAAGCUGGGCCCCAAUGAGGUCCAAGAAAGAAGUGCAGGAGGUGUCAGCUUCAUACAAUGGUGUGGACAGCGAUUUGUCUCGAACAGAAGCACAUGAGCACAAACGGGGCACAUCUAAUGACAACAGUAAGAAAGUAGAUGUGAUUGACCUGACGCUGGAUAGCUCCUCAGAGGAUGAGCUAGAGGAUGAGCCCCCUCCUAAAAGGGUCUGUCCCUCAUUGUCACCUGUUUCCCCACCUUCAAGCAAGGGAGUCCUGAACCUACCUGGCCAGGCUUCACCUGUGGCCAGAGCUCCCAGUAUGCCCCCUCUGGAGACCAGCUACAUUCCUCCUCCUCCACCUCUUAUCCAAGACUAUCGCCACUACUACCACACAACUAGUGACCUGCCAGAUUUAAAUUUCUUCUCUUUCCUCCAAGGUGACAAUCAGCAUUACAACAUGGUGAUGGCUGCAGCAGCAGCUGCUUCAGCUUCAGCAACAGAUGAGCAUGACCUGCUGCUCAACCGUUUCUUGCCCUAUGGUUCCUCUCAGAUGUUGCGGGAGCAGCCAGGCACUCCAGGGAGCAGUGCACUGGUCGCCAAUGGAGGUAGCAACAGUGGCAGCACCAGUAGUUUGGUGUCGUCAAGCAGUUUGCGGGACCGUGACAAAGACAGGGACAGCCAUAGCCUCUCAGGAUUGUCAAGGUCCUCGGUGGAAGCUGCGGCAGCGGCAGCCAUUUAUGGCUCCAUAUCUGACGUUAUUUCUCUUGACUAAAUCCACACAGAAACUGAAAGACAAGGGAGACCUCAAGAACAGAAGUUCUUUGUAAAUAAGAAAGAGGAAGAUGAAAGAAUACAGUGCUAUGUACAGAGAGGAAAAUCUAUUUUCAAUUUUACUUAUCAUAUGUAUAUAAACUUAGGACGCUUCUUGUCCAGUGAGUUACUUCAGUUGAUAUUUUUCUGUGAAUACUGAAGACUUUUUCACACCUCUUCAUGUGGUCCUUUUGAUUAUAUUGUACCUUUUGUACCUGGUUUUUACAGUUUUGUUUCAAUACACCAUGUCAAUGGCAUUAUUUCAGUAUAAUGUGCACAGAAUCUAAUGAAGUGAUAUCUAAACAUGAUCGUUAGAUAGUAAAGAAAAUGGGCAUUGUGGUAGAUGUACAAAAGGCGAGUCACAGCAAAACAGGAAAAUGUAUAACACUUUCAUUAUUUUCUAACUCACUAAUGUUUUGGCAGCAGAAAGAUCUGGCCAUUUUUGCCAUCACUAGGUUUUUACGCAAUAUAUCCAUGCUGUGGUCAUAUUUUAAGGAAUUAUUUAUGAUGUAAAUUAUGUUGGAUGUAUGCCUUUUUAAAGAAGCAUUCCCUAUGCCUCUAGGACCUGUUGCCACUAGAAUUGCAAAAGUGAAUGCUAGAUCCUUCUGUUGUCAUAACUGCACCCUACUCCUAAUUUUUGCCAGUAGACUUAAGUCAUAUUUAUAGUUUAGAGUGUAUUUGAAUACAUAUAAAUUGUGAGCAAAUCAAUGUUGUAACACAAGGCUUUUUUAAUGUAAUAAUGGCUCUGGUCCAUCAAACAGCCUUCUGUUCUAAACAUUUAGGAGUUAAAUUAUCACGUGUUUCAAUUACAGCAGUUUGUUUGUAUAUUACUUUUAAAAUACACAGAAAUUAUGGUGAAGUGUCAACACACCACCACUAAGGUUCAUUUCUGAUCCACUGGUAAUUCCUUGGUUGGUAGGAAGUGUUUGUGUUUAAAGAAGUUAAUGACAUUUCAUGUCUUUAUGAUUUAUGAGCAAAUUAGUACUUGCUUUUUUGCAUAACAGCUGUCUGGAGCAGUAACGUGUUCACAGUUGCAUUAAACACUUAAAGAGUAGUUUUUACCUUUGCAUGUCUGCAAACUACCUGUUCACCUGUUUUGGAUGCUGUGCUGCUCCUCAGUGAAGCCACAGGAUGCAUAGCACUUUGCUGUUUGGUGUGUUUGCAGCCGCCCUUAACUGUGAUAGUCUUACAGUGUAUCACAUCAUGCAUUUUGGCCCAGAAGUUAAAACCAUCAAAGUUAUUAUGAACGCCUCUCCUCCCUUUUCUUGUGCUUACAGUUAGGCUUAUUUAUUAUCUUAUAUAUUUUCAGCAUUUGUUCGAUUCGUGGAUAUGCAUUGCGGUCACUGUAUGUGAUAUUCUUUUGUAAUUAUAUAAUUAAUGCUAUUUAAAGAUGUCAUUGUUGCUUGACAUGCAUUGUAACAUUUUCCUUUUCUCUGUCAGAUGAUGUCAAUAGAGGCUUUGAUCAUUUUGAAAUGCUACAAGGUCCACUGUGCUGUUUGAUAUUUGUAAAAUUAAACAGAUAUGAGAAUUCA